GAUACUUGUUGUUUAAUUUUAAUGUCUAUUAUCAAAUUUAUCAUUUGACACAAAAAAAAGCACAAAAUGAAUGAGGAAUUCAAUCAACCUGAUGAAAAUUUAUCAUCAAUUAUUGAACAUUGUACAAAUAAUUGUAAAGAGAAUCAAUUCAAUUUGGUAGAUACACAGUUUAUGGAGGAUGAACAGUUGGUGUUAACUACUCAAAAACAAAAUUCAAUCGAUACUACUAUUAUUGAUCAAAAUAAUUGCUUACCGUCUAACAAUAAUAAUGAUAAUAAUAAUGAGACAUUUCAACAAAAUGAUUCUACUAAUUUAAAAGUAUUCAAUAUUAUCCUGGAAGAUGAUAAUGAGAUUACAUGUGAUGAACAACAGAAAUCCACCGAUGAACAUAUCUACUAUUUGCCAUUAGCAAUAGGUAGUUCAACGACAAACACUGAAGUAUUAGGCAAAGAGUUUAUCUCACUAACUGAUUCCACGUCGAAUAGUGUAUCAGAUAAAAUUCUUUACGAUUUAGGCAAAUCAUUAAUUAGUUCACAUGGAAAUGUAACUGAUGAUAAAGACAAUAGUCUAGGACAAGAAAUAAUCAAUGAAGAGUCGAAACUGAUGACAACAAAUGUUGAUGAGAAUAGUUUAAGUGGACAAACUGUCCAAACUCCAGUUACAUCUUCGACAACUGAUGAAACAACCGUAAUUACUACGAGUGCUGCCAGCGUGAAUACAACAACGAAUACGACCAGUGUUAUCAAUACAACAACUUCUACAAUUCCUUCUGGAAAUUUAACUACCAAUCCUAAAAUUGACUUGAUUACUGUAAAUCUAUUAAGUUCCGAUGCAAUUCCCGAUAGUAUCACGCAACAAUUCAAUCAAAUAGCUAAACUGAAUAAAAGUAGUUUAAGUAGUAGACGUACAGUGAGAACAACUACAGCAAAACUUAGUCCAUUGACAGAUUUUAAACGUCAAGCAAGUUUUGAAGAACCGCAGCCAACUGAAAUUACCACAGUAUCUGACGCUCAAAAACCUAUACAGAAAGACCUGCCGAAAGAGACAUUUCAUACACGAUUUCAUAGUGAUGAGAUUGCUACAUUACAAGAUUACAUUGUGAAACCACAAACUCAAACUAAUAUUGAUUUGGAAUAUACUAAUUUAGACAAUAUUACCAUUGAUCCGACGAAUACCUCAACUGAUAAAACACCUAGUAAAAAUAGAAACAGUAGUGUAUUUCGUAGUAAAAGUGCUUUGAGUACACUGCCUCCAACUAAACGAGGUCAACAUUAUGGAUUUGGACAUCAAUCGGAGCCUAGUUCACAAGGUACUGAUUCUGUUCAUAGACAAUCGCCUUUAUUAACUAAUGAAAAUAUAUUACAGUCACAAGGUCAAAGUAGUAGUUUCACUGUAUCAGAAGAAGGUUCGUCAAGUUCCUUACCAUCAUUAGAUACUGGAGGUAGUAGUUCAACUGGUGGAGGAUGUAGCAGUGGGAAUACACAAACAGUAGAUGAAGAUCAUUCAACUGGUGAAGAAUUGAAUACAGCUAAUAAUACUACUACAGUUUUACAUUCCAUUAACAAAAUAUCAAAAAUUAAAAAUAAUAUUAAUAACGAGUCGGAUAAGCAUAGUUCUCAUUCAAAUGAAUCAAAACAUCCACAAUCAGAUAAUUCAUUAUCUGAUAAAAAUGUUCUAAUCUUGUCAAAAAGACGGCAUGCUGUUAAAGAACUUAUACAUGUUGAAAAAGAAUAUGUCAAUGCAUUAACCACUUUAGUCAAUGCUUAUAUGAUCCCAUUGAGACAAGAGAAAAUUCUCGAUGAUCAACAAAUAGAUACAAUAUUUUUUAAAGUUCAAGAAUUACUCAUGUAUCAUAUGAGUUUUUUAAAUACUCUUCAAAUGUGGGAAUUAACAAAUACAGUUGGCGAUAAACUACUCGAUAUGUUUUCUCGUGAAGCCGUUGCAAUGUGCUAUUGUACAUUUGUAGAUAAUUUUUCUAAUUCGGAAAAAACUCUAGAAACUUGUUGGAAUACAAAAUCAUCAUUUCAAAAAUUUUGUGAAAUGAAGCUGCGAAUGAAUCGAAAUAAACUUCCAUUGAAAGCACUUCUUGUACAACCAGUUCAACGGAUACCUCGAUAUGAAUUACUUGUAAAACGUUUAUUGGAAUCAACACCGAAAGAUUAUGCCGAUCAUGCAUUACUGGUUGAAGCUGAAAGUGCUAUUCAUCGACUUGCAUUGAGGGUAAAUGCUGUACAUGCAGCUGGUGAAGAUGAAAAUAUUGUUGAUGGUAUUCGAUUGAUCGAGAAACUUUUAGCACCUUCUACUUUAACACCAACACGUCAAUAUGUUCGACAUGAUAUUGUUUCAGUCGAGGAACGAAAAGAUCCUGUUUGUAUAUUUAUGUUCACAGAUCAAAUUGUUUUCACAGUUGCAAGACGUAGAGGAAGUCAAGUGAUAAAGAAACCAAUCUUUCUUCGUUUGCAGUCUAUUCGUGGAAUUGAUGCAAUUGAGAAUAUCAAGUAUAAAAUCUAUCAUCGAUUAGGCAUUGAAGCUAUUGAGCUUGAAUCACGUUUAGAUGUCGGCCCUGAACCAACUGGACAACAUAAAGAGGUAAAAGAUAAAAAAGAUCUAGCAUUAUUAGCUGAAAUUGAAAAUAUUUCAGCGAGAUUGGAUUAUCGACAUUGUGAUCUAGAUGCUGUAGUGCGUAAAAUGUACAUGUCUAUACAAAAAGAACUUGAAGAUUUACGUACAGCCAGAAAUGCAACAACCCCAAUGCCCGGUAAUACGUCCAUUUUUACAGCUACUAGCAAAGAAGGCAUUGAACGUUAUGAGAUAAUGUUUCCAAAUAGUGCAAAACGAAAAGAAUGGGAACGAACAAUACUUGAGCUGAAACGACAAUUAGGUUCUGUCAAAAGAAUGGCAAGAUUUAAUGAGGCUGUUCAAAUUCCGCGUACAUUACCAGGAAUACAAAAACUCAUUAAACUAACAAUUAAAUUUGUAUCAAACGACAUGCAAUCUAAAACAUUUGUGAAAAUUCAAUCAAACAUAACAUCUCAUAGUCUUGGUACCCAGAGUAUUCGUACAAGAUGUAUGCUGGAGAAGAAACGUUCAGGCACUGCAGAACCACCACUUUUAGAAGUGGAACAACAAGCAGUUGACGAAAACAAACAACAACAUUCACGAUCAGAUGGAUCAUUGUCAAGAAAAACAUCUCAACUGUCUGUAAACAAUAAAGCGAUUGAUUUAAAUAUUGUGGAUACAAUGCAAUUAAACGCAAACAAUGACAAUGUAAUCCAAAGUACUACUGACACUACUACUACUACUACAUUAGAUAAUGUGACCUAUAGGAAAAGUAGCAUUCCACAAGAUACACGUACCGGUUCUCAUUCUACUACACCGGAUACACCAACUAAUACAGAAUCAACACUGAAACUUUCCGAUGGAGAUGUAUCAAGGAUGGAUGAUGAUUUACACCUAUCUAAACCAUGUGAUUUAACCUCGGAAUCUAGUGAAAAUAAUUUAGAAGAAGUUGGUGAAUUGAUUAUUCAAACAAGCUCAAACAAUGAAAAAUUUGAUUUAGCUGAAAAGUUAAAAAAUACUCCACAACAAGAAACUAAUUUAGAUAUUCAAGCUGAAUCAACUGAUGAUCAAGACGAUCCAACAUCGAAUGAUUCUGAUUCGUCAGAUGUUAGUGAAGUGGAAGGUGAUUUAACACAACAAAUAACUUCAGAGAAUGUAUCAGAUAGUUCCUCAUUCAAAGAAACGGAACAAAAUAGUCAACCGAAAGAAUAUGAUGAUGGAUAUACAAAUUCUCAUGGAAAAAAUCAUUGUCUCACUAGUGCAACACAACCGUUGAUGUGGUUAGGCACAGAGGAAGGAAGUAUUUUUAUGUUUUAUGCAACUGAUAAUUUGAAGACAAGUAGACAACGUCAGAAAAUUAGUUUAUCUCAUGGUAUCAAUAAUAUAUUACAUUUUGACAUACAUAUAUUUGUUGCUUGUGCAAAUGGUGAUCUUAUUGUGUAUCGACGUAAUUCAGACGGUUUAUGGGAUGUCAAUAAACCAAUACAAGUGAAAUUACAACCGAAUUCUAAUGAACCAGUUAUUGUAAAACGUAUGUUAGUUGUUGCCGGUAAAAUAUGGUGUGCAGCGCAUCGUUCAAUAUUCAUUUUAAAUCCAACUACACUUACACCGGAACUUUCAUUUCCAUUGAAUGGGAAUUAUGCUGAUCCACGUGGGAUACAAUUAAUGGCUUAUGGAAAACAAACUGUAUGGUUAGCUACAGAAAAUAGUUCACGUAUCAGUUUAUAUCAUGCUACAACAGGGGAAUUUCUAAUGGAAAUUGAUUUAAAACCUAUUGUACUUCAAAGAUUACAAGAUUGUGAUGAAAUUAUCAUGAGGCAUAAAGAAGCUUGUCUAAGAAUCACUUGUUUAACAGUAUGCAAAGAUCUAUUAUGGGCUGGUACAAGUGCAGGUGUUAUUGUCACUGUUGCAAUACCAAAACUUGGUACAGGACCUACACAUGAAAACAUUAAACAACCUCAGUUAGAAACUUUAUCAUAUGGUCAUAUUGGACAAGUUCGCUUUCUUGUCACUUUAGAUAAUAUAGCAGACGACGAGAAUACAUUAACAUGUAAAAAUGAAAAAUUGAAUACAUCAAAUCAAUCAUUAUCUAUCACAAAUCCCACUACCAAUUCGGAUAAACUGACAUCAUCAGACAAUAAUAAUACUCAAACAAACCGAUCAUCAACCUCGUCAUCUCAUUUAACUAGCUCCAAUCAAACACCUACUCUUAGUCAAUCUGGUCAAUUAUCAAGACAUUAUUUUACAAGUAGUCGUAGAUCAUCUGUUAAUCCAUGUACUACGAUCAAUACAAAAAUGAAAGUUAUCAGUGGUGGUGAAGGACGUGAGGAAUUCAGUAAGAAAGAUUCCAACACUUUAGGAAUCUAUGAUAAUAACAAUAGUAGUAGUAGUAAUAAUAAUAGUAAUACUAUUAAUAAUAAUUCAUAUUGUACUAUCGGUGAUGAUGACAGUGAUAAUUAUGUGCUUAUAUGGGAUGUGCAAUAGCAGCUAUUCCACACAUUUCAAAUAGAUACUUAUUAUUUCACAAUGAAAUUGUACAGUGACUACUUUUCAUUUCUUUAUAGUUCAUUUUAUUUUAAAAGGCACUUGUUUUUUUGAGUGAUUAAAACAAAUGGAACCAAUUUGUAAAUUAUCUUCCAUCAUAUAUAAUUUGGACAUUGAUCAAUUCUAUGCAUCAAUAUUCU
Messenger RNA from Schistosoma turkestanicum, 5243 nucleotides. Lineage: Eukaryota; Metazoa; Platyhelminthes; Trematoda; Strigeidida; Schistosomatidae. The record is from the annotation of a GenBank genome assembly.